UUUUGACCGCAAAUCAGGCGUUCGCAGCACGACGAAAGUGGCUUCGCUCGUACCUGUCGCAUGACUCACCAAGGCAGGCACAGCCACUGCAACAAGUAACAAAACACUACCUUACUGAGAUACAGCUGGGCCCUGGUGUCUCUCAUCCGCCACACGACUCGACCAGUCAAACUCAUAUUAGCAGACAGUAGAAAUGUCGAAAUCGACGAAACUAAUCAUUCUCGACGGACGCACAGGCGAAGGCGGCGGUCAACUCGUGCGGCUAGCCUGCGCCCUCGCAGCCGUAACAUCACAACCCAUUCGCAUCACCAACGUGCGCGGCAACCGGGCUGGACCACGCGGUGGCGGUCUGAAAUCACAGCACGUCUCUUCAAUUGCAUGGCUUGCGAAGGCAACAGACGCUGAAGUCGGCGGUUUGGCAGUUGGAUCGCACACCCUAGAUUUUGCGCCAGCACUGCCUCCGACUGCGCUGAGAGGAAACAGGAUCUGCAUAGACGCCGAGUCGCCGGCGGCGAGCACAAUGCUGAUGUUCCAGGCUGUCUUGCCGUAUUUGCUCUUCGCCGGGAACGUUGGGGGUGAGGGGGAGGAGAAGAGCAUAGAGCUCGAGAUUAAAGGAGGUACCAACGUCUCCUUCUCUUUGAGCUACGAGUACCUGGACCAGGUCUUGCUGCCCAUCCUAGAGACACGUUUUGGUAUUGUCAUUGAAAGAAAGCUGAAGGAGAGAGGAUGGAGCUCAGGGCCUACGAGGAAAGGAACUGUCUGGUUUCGUAUUCAGCCACUCACCAUAGGCGAGAGAUUGGCGUCGAGAGGGCCGUGGGAUGGAAAACAUGCGGAUCAAGAUUUCGUGGUCGAGCGGAUCGAUGCGACCCUUCUCGCGCCCAGCAAUAUGCAUUCAUACCUACAAGAAGCGCUUGUUAAGGACCUAGAUGAGCGAUUUCCGGACGUGGAUGUCAGGUUCGUUAUCACGGAGGAAAGUGCACAUGAGAGCCGGAUGUAUGUACUACUGGUUGCGGUUUCCAAGACUGGUCUGCGAUGGGGUCGGGACUUUCUUUACAACAAGAAUAGGAAGAAGAAGACGCCCGGAAUGCUGAGCAGUGAGAUGUCGCGCAAGGUAUCCCGGGAUCUUCGUCAUGAGAUAUCGCUCCGUGGAGCUGUGGAUGAAUAUCUACAGGACCAGCUUGUUGUGUUCCAAGUGCUUUCCCAGGGCAUGUCAAGCUUCGGACGAAACGAGCAAGACGCUGAUGGUGAUGGCAGAGGCGUUGCACCCGAGAUGGAUGGGCUUGCCAUCAUCGAAGAGCAGAGGAUGCGAAAGGAUAAGACACAUGAACCGUUUGGGCAAGGAAGCACACAUACAACAACGGCAAGAUGGGUGGCUUCCCAACUCCUGCCUCAGGUCAAGUGGUUCAACAAGGGAGAAUUAUGUGAAGGGGCGGGUAUUUCAUUUAGCUGAUGAGAAAAUCGUUAGUUGUGUGAUCAGCAUGACUCUAUCUGCUUAAGACUGGAACGACAACAAUUAGUGAUGUGCUCGUCGCAAUGUUAUAUUUCUGGCCCAUCGAGAAGUCCCAGUGUACAAUUGACGCAUUGUGUCCGAGCCUUCUUCAAGAAUAUGCACAAUGCACGAAGUCCUCUGCUUUCCGG
Messenger RNA from Truncatella angustata, 1638 nucleotides. Its product is annotated as RNA 3'-terminal phosphate cyclase. Lineage: Eukaryota; Fungi; Ascomycota; Sordariomycetes; Amphisphaeriales; Sporocadaceae. The record is from RefSeq and is a predicted model, not a curated record. Gene Ontology annotation, molecular function: RNA-3'-phosphate cyclase activity. The transcript has a single exon. Gene Ontology annotation, biological process: RNA processing. Gene Ontology annotation, cellular component: nucleus. The coding region runs from base 194 to 1450 and encodes 418 amino acids.